Molecule: messenger RNA, 2118 nt
Organism: Orbicella faveolata
Lineage: Eukaryota; Metazoa; Cnidaria; Anthozoa; Scleractinia; Merulinidae
Product: RNA helicase MOV-10-like
Molecular function (GO): RNA binding; 5'-3' RNA helicase activity
Source: RefSeq, a predicted model, not a curated record
GUCUUGCUUUGUCUUAAAAUGUUGUCAAAAAUGGAACAUGGAUUAACAAAUGGGUAGUUUUUGCUUCAUAACUACUGGCUUUGUUUGUGCAAAUUACUGGUCGGAUUAAAAUAGGUUGUGCUAAACAGUAGAGCUUGAUAGAGCUACAAGACUUUGCCAGUUAAAUUAUUUUGUAUCAAAUUGGUCUUUUUCAUAGCACAUUGUAAUGCACAUUCCACAGCACCGGAAUGUCGUCUUGAGGCUUCCAGAGAAAGAGUUUUAAUUGGACCCUGUUAUGUUUUGUUCUUGCAUAUUAGAUUUUACAAAGAACUUGGUCUUCCCGAUGGAAGAGAGACGGCUUUUGAGGGAAGGGAAGGAGGCCCAACGCUAAAUGUUAUAAAGGAAUGGAUUUCACUGGAAGGACGCAAUGCGACCGUUCAGGCUCUGCUUGGUGCUGUCAACCGUUCUGAGCGUAAAGACUGUUCUUAUUUCCUUGAACAAAGUUUGGGAUCUCAGCUGGACUAUGUUGAAAGCCCCAUUGAAAAUGUAACUAAGAAAAUGGACUCGCUAAGAUCUUCUGAUAGCGAGAAAGCACCUGAAAAAAUGCCUGUACAAGACAGCGGUCCGUAUUCAUUAGAUUAACCAGUCCAGGACAUUCUAGAUGAAAGACCUGAGAAGUUAAAAAGAUUUAGGCAAGAAAUGGACGAAGAGGAUGUUUUGGGUAAUGGAUGGAAGAGAUUUUACAAAGAACUUGGUCUUCCCGAUGGAAGAGAGACGGCUUUUGAGGGAAGGGAAGGAGGCCCAACGCUAAAUGUUAUAAAGGAAUGGAUUUCACUGGAAGGACGCAAUGCGACCGUUCAGGCUCUGCUUGGUGCUGUCAACCGUUCUGAGCGUAAAGACUGUUCUUAUUUCCUUGAACAAAGUUUGGGAUCUCAGCUGGACUAUGUUGAAAGCCCCAUUGAAAAUGUAACUAAGAAAAUGGACUCGCUAAGAUCUUCUAAUAGUGAGAAAUCACUUGAAAAUAUGCCUGUACAAGAGACUGACUCAUAUUCAUUAACUUCACCAGUCCAAGACAUUCGACCUGAGAUGUUAAAAGGAUUUGGGGAAACAAUGGACAAAGAGGAUGUUUGGGGUAAUGAAUGGAAGAGGCCUUCGAAGAUAUUUCAUGGUAGGCGAAUGAAAGUCGGUCAGAGGACUGUUGAACAAGAGAAGAUCAUAGCCCAGACGUUUGUCAAGUUUUUGGAAGACGGAAACCGCAAGGAAAACAUGUUUGUGGACGAGUUGAGGCAGACUUACCAAGAAUUUCGCUCGUUGUACGAUACACUGGGUAUGUCAUUCUCCAAACUUCUCAACACACUUACUUAUCAUCUAAACAUCUGCCAGCAACUUCAUGACCGUGUUAUAUUUGGAGGCGGAGAUGCCGCAGCACUUCAACUCUUAGUUGACGAUCCAAGUGACGAAUCGGAAGGUGAAGAUGACUUUUUCAGCCUCACGAGGCAUGGAGCUUAUCACUGCAAAGUUUGCAAAAGGGAUCUUGGGAGUGCAGACGCUUACAGGACUCACAUGGCUGGUGUGAAACAUCGCCAACAGUAUAUCCUCAGAAAGAUCCGAAAAUCACUCCAGAAACCGGAGCUUAUCUUUGACAAACAAGGGAUAAAACUCACUUCAGAUCCCGCUGGAGACGAAAGUGGAGUGAUAGAAUUAAGGGUUGAGAGCGGGAAAUAUGGCCAGAUAGUGCUGAUCAUAGAAAACACCAGCGAUGAGAGAAUCACUCUGAAGCACAUCACUCUACUGUGGAGCAUCAGUUUUUUUGAUUACUCGGAGAUUUCCCGUAUUGGACCUUCUGAGGGUCGACUCUUUCCAGGUUGUCUAAGAAUGUUCAAGAUCGGCUGCAAGCGCCGCAGAGAGUAUGGCUAUUCCUACGUUCCUGGUGUACUCACGUUCGAGACUGAAGACGACAUGGAGGAAUUUCACAUCCUCAGGUUUUUGUCCGUGCGCAUCGUUAGCGACUUGUACGAUGAUUUGAAGGUUGCACACGGAGACACCAAAGGGAAGCAGGGUUAUUGCAGUUACCAGCACUGCCAUCAUUCUGGCUGGAUGCUUACCUUGUCUAAAGCAAGACACUGCUACAUAAACUAG